AUGCUCUACGUCGUAGUUUCUGCAACACUUUCUGAAAAUAUCAGCCAUUUUUCAGUGCAUGAUACCGAUUCUGAUGUUGCAGACUAUGCGUUGGAAAUAGUAUGCACCAACUGUCGCGAAAAGCACAAUUCUCUUGUAUACGUGAAUGGCCUGGAAAAGCAUGAAGUAAGCGGUGGGAAGGGCGAGGCUUCGCUGGUAGUAAAAUGUAAGUUCUGUGGAAGUCAGUCCACUGUGAACUUGGAACGGACCGAGGAAAAGCUGUACAACCUUGAUGUGGAGGAAAAUGCCGAAGCUGUGGAAAAAGUCAAGCUUCAGAGAAAGAAAAAAGGCAUCAAAAAAGUCGAGAGCUCGAAGUCGGUGGUGCUUGCACUUGAUUGUCGAGGCUGCGAAGUUACAGGGCUGGAUUUUUCAAAUUUGACCUUCGAUGUCAAGCUAACAUCCGGCAGUGAAAUGCAAGCGGUGUUUGAGGGAGAGAACGAAUGGUACGAUUAUGACGAGAACUCUGCUGAGGAGGUGUCAGUGGUGGAUUUGGCCUUUGAGGUGGUGAAGGGGAAGUAG
Molecule: messenger RNA, 558 nt
Organism: Lachancea lanzarotensis
Lineage: Eukaryota; Fungi; Ascomycota; Saccharomycetes; Saccharomycetales; Saccharomycetaceae
Product: LALA0S02e06392g1_1
Exons: 1
Coding region: 1-558 (185 amino acids)
Molecular function (GO): zinc ion binding
Source: RefSeq, a predicted model, not a curated record